AUGUGGAAAUAUCUGCAAUCUAUUCAAGUGUUCUCUAAUGCAGGCGAAAUUCCAUUGCUUACCGACCUCUUUGGAUGUUUUCCGGUGGAGCCGUUUUCAGAAGAAGAGAAUGCAGCAGAGAUGGAGGGCUUAUCCCUAACAAAAGAACAGUUGGCUGGUGGAUUUUGUGACAAGCAAACCCAAACCGAAAGAGCAGCUUUUGCUCCAAGGAGGAGAACGAAGCGCACAUACUCAAUGACGAAUCCCGUGGAAGACGAGCCGCAGUCGUUCAAAUUGCUACAGGCUCCUGGAAACUACACGCUAACCGAGAUGUUCGACGAUCUGAGAAGUGUGGGGGCGGAGCAGAACUCUCCAACGUCACAAAACAGUCCUUCGACGUCGAACGUGUUCGCACCACCUAUUGAGGGCAUGCAUCAAUCGGUCGGAAGCUCUUCUGCUCCCAUCGUCUGUGCCGAAUAUCCACCACCGACCUUUCUCACCUUCACGCUACAGCUAUGCGGACCUAAGCAACAUGGGUAG
This is a messenger RNA of Ostertagia ostertagi, 519 nucleotides long. Lineage: Eukaryota; Metazoa; Nematoda; Chromadorea; Rhabditida; Trichostrongylidae. The record is from the annotation of a GenBank genome assembly.